Molecule: messenger RNA, 4170 nt
Organism: Xyrauchen texanus (razorback sucker)
Lineage: Eukaryota; Metazoa; Chordata; Actinopteri; Cypriniformes; Catostomidae
Product: catechol O-methyltransferase domain-containing protein 1-like
Exons: 7
Coding region: 92-763 (223 amino acids)
Molecular function (GO): S-adenosylmethionine-dependent methyltransferase activity; O-methyltransferase activity
Source: RefSeq, a predicted model, not a curated record
AACUGAAGGCAUUUUACAGAAAGUCGAAGCAUUAACAGAAGAGAAAAUCCACACCUGAUACACUUGCAAACGCAAAUCGAAAUUCUCAAGAAUGUCAUCGGGUAAAAGUCACGUGGGUGGUAAGGACGACCCUGUGAUGCAAUAUCUCCUGAAUCAUUCUCUGAGGGAGCACCCUGCCCUUAAAAAACUGCGCCUGAAAACGAUGGAUCAUAAAUGGAAUUUCAUCAUGGUGGCGUGUGAGCAGUCGCAGUUGAUGGCAAAUCUGGCUCAAUUAAUCAAGGCCAAGAAGGCUAUCGAAAUUGGUGUAUAUACAGGCUAUAACGCAUUGAGUAUUGCUCUCGCGCUGCCGGAAGAUGGAAAGGUGAUUGGAUGUGACGUAAAUUCGGAAUUCACCAACAUUGGUAGACCCUUCUGGAAAGAGGCGAGCGUUGAACAUAAAAUCGACCUGCGUCUGCAGCCGGCACUGAAAACCCUCGAUGAGCUGUUGGCUGCAGGUGAAGCCGAGACUUUUGAUUUUGUCUUCAUUGAUGCUGAUAAACAGAACUACGACAACUACUAUGAGAAAUCUCUGCAGCUGGUCAGGAAAGGAGGAAUAAUCGCCAUAGAUAAUGUCCUGUGGGGCGGGCGAGUAGUGAAUCCAGCAGAGGGUGAUGUGGACUCCGUCAGCAUCGAUAACAUGAACAAGAAACUUCACAAAGACGUCAGAGUGAAUCUGAGCAUGCUCACUGUGGGCGACGGACUAACGCUAGUGUUCAAACUCUGAGCUCGUAGGAGACACUAUGUGCCGAAGGAACUUCCAAAAAAAUCCCAAAUAGUUACAAAACCUAGUGAGCUGCCUUCCUGACGUGAAGUCCUAAUUUCCAGAAUGCAUUGCGACAAGAAAAUAAAUCGAGCAAUUUGGGAUUUGAUUGAUUUUGAUCACCACUUAUCACUCAAUUUUCAAAUUUUUAUUCUCAGGAAAAUCAGAAUAGGGGUGUCACUAAAAUUGCAUUUUGUUUUUUAUUUAGUACCACACUGAAAAAGCUAUUUGACAGUCAUUUGGGCAGUCACGAUUAUGAAAUUUGGCUGACGAUUAAUCGUCAGUGGGAUAAUUUCAAUUAUGACGAUUAAUUGUCGCUGAAAUAAUUGCGAUUAUGCCGCUUGAUUGCCGAAUGAAUACUUUCGGUUAUGCCGAUUAAUAAUCAAAGACAUUAUUGCGUUUGUGCCGAUUGAUAUUCAAAGAAAUAAUUGCACUUGUGCCGAUUAGUCGUCAGUGGGAUAAUUUCGAUUAUGACAAUUAAUGGUCAAUUAAAUAACUGCACUUAUGCCGAUUAUCACAGAAAUAAUUGCGCUUAUGAUGCUUGAUUGUCGAAUAAAUUUUUGCGAUUAUGCAGAUUAAUAGUCAAUUAAAUAAUUGCACUUGUGCCGAUUAAUCAUUGGUGGGAUAAUUGCGAUUAUGUCGCUUUAUUGUCAAUUAAAUGCUUGCGCUUAUGCCGAUUAAUAGUCGCAGGGAUAAUUGCGCUUAUGCCGAUUAAUAGCCGCAGGGAUAAUUGCGCUUAUGCCGAAUUAGUAGCCGCAGGGAUAAUUGCGCUUAUGCCGAAUUAGUAGCCGCAGGGAUAAUUGCGCUUAUGCCGAAUUAGUAGCCGCAGGGAUAAUUGCGCUUAUGCCGAUUAAUAGCCGCAGGGAUAAUUUAAUUUAAUUAAUUUAAUUUAAUUUUAAUUUAAUUUGACCAAUUGUCACACAUUAUACAUACAUUUCUGCAUAUACAUGGUGAAAUUAUUUAUUUUUCACAUAUCCCAGCUAAGCUGGGGUCAGAGUGCAGGGUCAGCCAUGAUACGGCUCCUGGAGCAGAUAGGUUCAAGGGCCUUGCUCAAGGGCCCAACAGUGGUGUCUUGGUGGUGUUGGGGCUUGAACCCACGACCUUCUGAUCAGUAACCCAGAGCCUUAACCGCUGAGCCACCACUGUCGAUUAAUAGCCGCAGGGAUAAUUGCGCUUAUGCCGAUUAAUAGUCGCAGGGAUAAUUGCGCUUAUGCCGAUUAAUAGCCGCAGGGAUAAUUGCGCUUAUGCCGAAUUAGUAGUCGCAGGGAUAAUUGCGCUUAUGUCGAUUAAUAGCCGCAGGGAUAAUUGCGCUUAUGCCGAAUUAGUAGCCGCAGGGAUAAUUGCGCUUAUGCCGAUUAAUAGCCGCAGGGAUAAUUGCGCUUAUGCCGAUUAAUAGUCGCAGGGAUAAUUGUGUUUAUGCUGAUUAAUAGCCGCAGGGAUAAUUGCGUUUAUGCUGAUUAAUAGCCGCAGGGAUAAUUGCGUUUAUGCUGAUUAAUAGUCGCAGGGAUAAUUGCGUUUAUGCUGAUUAAUAGUCGCAGGGAUAAUUGCGCUUAUGUCGAUUAAUAGCCGCAGGGAUAAUUGCGCUUAUGCCGAUUAAUAGUCGCAGGGAUAAUUGCGCUUAUGCCGAAUUAGUAGUCGCAGGGAUAAUUGCGCUUAUGUCGAUUAAUAGCCGCAGGGAUAAUUGCGCUUAUGCCGAAUUAGUAGCCGCAGGGAUAAUUGCGCUUAUGCCGAUUAAUAGCCGCAGGGAUAAUUGCGCUUAUGCCGAUUAAUAGUCGCAGGGAUAAUUGCGUUUAUGCUGAUUAAUAGCCGCAGGGAUAAUUGCGUUUAUGCUGAUUAAUAGCCGCAGGGAUAAUUGCGUUUAUGCUGAUUAAUAGUCGCAGGGAUAAUUGCGUUUAUGCUGAUUAAUAGCCGCAGGGAUAAUUGCGUUUAUGCUGAUUAAUAGUCGCAGGGAUAAUUGCGCUUAUGCUGAUUAAUAGUCGCAGGGAUAAUUGCGAUUAUGCCGAUUAAUUGUCUCGUAAUGGCUCGAUUAAUUGUCAUAUUUUAAAGGUGUGCUUGUUUUCUGCAUGUGUGCUUCAUAAUAGGGAUAAACUAUGAUUUCCUUUAACGGCUUUAAAUAUGUGUGAGUGACGUUGAAUAAAUAUUUCUAAAUACUUAAAAUAUGUCUCUGUUUUUGGUCAACUUUAGUUUUGGUCAAUUUCACCUUGGCACUCGUAUACUUCCCAAUUUUUUGAAUAAAAAUUUUAAAUGUAAUUGUUACAUACAUUUGAUUAUAUUUAUAUAUUUGACAUUUUUUAAAUAUUAUGCAAUAGCAAAAUAUUUCUUUCCUAAUUUCUUCACUUUCGCACAUUAUUUUAAUGCUCUAAACCCAUGACUCACAAAACCUUUGAGAUUUCAUUCAUCAUUUCAUCACCAGAGAAAUGAAGCGUUCUCUGUCACUGUGGGUCAUUAACACCGCGUGUAUGAACCAGGAACAUCUGCCCUUACGUGAUCGUUUAAAGUGCAUUCACUAUCAAAAUUUAUACUUGUUUGUUUAUAUUUACGCAAGAGUUUGGCACAAGCUUCUACUGUCAGCGUGCACAUCAGACCAAUUCAUGCACUCUUCGGGACAGGAGCUUGUUGACCUCCGUGGUGCGUCUCAGUGACACUCGGACUCGUUCAACUGAGUGACACACAAAUGCGCCGUUCAUGGCAUUCAUUCAGCAUAAUGACUUAUUUGGGAAUUCAAAUGUGAUUGGAAUUUGAAUGCACAAUAAUCACGGUUGUCUCAAAGGAGGGCAAAGCCAGGAAAUAACUUUUGGGUGGACCUCAAUAAAAAUGGAUGGGCCAAAUUGUUUUUUUUAACCAACAUUUUCUUUAACAACAAAAAAGGCGACACAACUCUUUCAAGCGUUCAGAAAUCAGAAUUUAUGCAUUUUUAAAAAUAUUUUAUAAAUAUGUAUUUGAAGUCAUCCGUAAUUUCCCAAAUUAGCCCCUGGCCCACCCUUAUCUCAAAUAACUGCGAUCAGAUUUAAUAGUCGCUACAGGCCUAUCCAGAUGCAAAUCUGAAAAACACAGAAUUGCGAUUGUGCCGCUUAACUGCUGAUUUAAUACUUUCGAUUAUGACGCUUAAUAUUCAAAGACAUCAUUGCGAUUAUGGCGAUUAAUUGUCAAUUAAAUAAUUGCGCUUAAUGACGCUUAGUUGUCGAAUGAAUAGUUUCGAUUAUGACGCUUAAUUGUCAAAUGAAUAGUUUCGAUUAUGACGCUUAAUUGUCAAAUGAAUAGUUUCGAUUAUGACGCUUAAUUGUCAAAUGAAUAGUUUCGAUUAUGACGCUUAAUUGUCGAAUGAAUACUUUCAAUUAUGACGCUUAAUUGUCAAAUGAAUAGUUUCGAUU